CAGAUGACUGGUCAUUAAUGGAAAAAUGUAUAAUUAUACUGACUGUAUGACCAACAAAAAACUUCUUCAGCAUGUCUUGGUUGAAAAAGAAGACAUUUCGUAUUGUGACAAACGGCUGAUAAGCAGGAUACGUAAGAAAGUGUUGAAAUACAGUAAAUGCAGAGUAUAGUCGUUUUGCGACAUUCAAUUUUGAAAAUAAAUAUUUUGUGAUAAGUAAAUCAUCACACUUGUGUUUUAAAAAAAUUCGUGACAAUGGCUAGCAAGGAAAGUCUUCAAAAUUCUUUAGAACGAUACGAAGAAGCACUGUCGAACAAGUCUAACAAACUUUCUGAUUUGGAUGAUUGGUAUCGAAACGAACUACAGUCCACAGUACAAUCUAGAAAAUCCAGUAAGGACGGAGCUUACCUAACAACUACAGAAUUGGUAAAACUAAUGAAAUGGAAACUAACUCGGGGUAAGUUUCGUCCUCGUCUUGAACAGCUUGCCGGCAGCAAUUCAAAUGACAUGGUCAAAAAUACAACAAAGGAAGCAUUCGCAUUGCUCAGCAAAUCGACCAGCAUUGACAGUGCGAAGCAGAGUUUACUCAAAUUAAAUUGUUUGAAGGGGAUCGGUCCUGCAACAUCUUCAGCUAUACUUGCGCUGUUCAGUCCAGACUCAUUACCAUUUAUGUCGGAUGAAGCAUUAAAAUUUGCAGCUGGUCUAAGCGAAAAGCCGAAGUACACGGUCAAAGAAUGGGAAUGGUUUGUGACCGAAAUGAGAAAACGAAUGAAAAAGGAAGAUUGGAGUGGUACGGAUGAAUUGGAGAAAGCUGCAUGGUCAUUCGCUGUGUUAAAGCCAUCUAUCAAUGAUGCGGGUGAAAAGAAUACGAAACGAGCUGCUGUUGAGGCAGAACUCUCUUCAUCGGCUAAGCGAAUCAAGAGAAAAUGACGAAAAAUUAUAAUCUGUUGUUAUUUGGAAAGCAUUUACAUUUUACUUAUACUUAAUUUGUCAAAAUAUGAUUUGUUUUAGAAGAAAAUUGUAUAAAGAACGUCUCUGUUUU
This is a messenger RNA of Bradysia coprophila, 1039 nucleotides long. RefSeq lists its product as uncharacterized. NCBI's taxonomy places the organism in Eukaryota, Metazoa, Arthropoda, Insecta, Diptera, Sciaridae. The record is from RefSeq and is a predicted model, not a curated record.